CCGCAAACCGUAGACGCUUCCAAAGAUGGCGGCCGCUCCUGUCAGUGUGGAGUGAAACUUUGCUAUUUUUAGUCGGAUUUCCUCCAUUCUGGGACAAAUUCGGCCAACUGCUGUCGUCUGUUUAUCACAGUAAGUGUUUUCUAGACACGGAGACGUUUGGUGGUCGUCGUCAGGACCAAGCGGCGUCGCUGUGAGCUCCGUUUUCGGUCGGCAAACCGUCGGGCUUCCCUGGAAGUUGAGAGGCUGACAUUGCGAUCGCACCGACCGCUGCUGUCACCGGAUUCACCGCCGAACCGACGGCUGAGACCGGCCCGUAGCUAGCUAGAUCCCCGGCCACAGGGCGUCGAAAACCACUCGGCUUGUUUCCACUGAGCUGGAUUCCGCGUGGGAAGAGGAAGGUCGGAGAUCCUGAGGACGUGUCAGUGGAAAUAAAGAGGUGGUGUUGGAUGUCACCACCGCUCAGUGUCGCACCGAAUCUGGUUUGCUAGCCCCGUCCAUCCUGGCAAAUCAAAUGGAGAAGCUCCAGGAUCUCAGCCAAUCGGAGCUGCAGGAGCUGCUGGACAACCCGGAGAGGGUGGAGUCUAUGGCGCUGGAGUCCGAUGAGAUCCAGAACAUCCAGCUGGAAAGAGAGAUGGCGUUGGCGUCGAACCGCAGCCUGGCUGAGCAGAACCUGGACAUGAAGCCUCGUCUGGAGACACAAAAGGAGCUGCUGGUGGAGAGAUAUUCUCAGCUGGAGGCCGUCAGAGAAACCUACAGACAACACAGCUCCCUGAGAGAUGGGAUGGUGGGCCAGGUGUCUCCACAGGCGUUGUUCUCCAGACUACAGACAGAGGGCGGCAAAACGGAGGCAGAGUCAGAGGCUCUAGCCGAUGAGUUUCUGGACGGGUCUCUGCCGUUGGACUCCUUCCUCGACCGUUUCCUCUCCCUGCGCUCUCUCGCCCACAAAAGACGUGUGCGGAUAGAGAAACUCCAGGAGAUCCUGCGACAGAGAAGCGAGAGCACUUCCGCCGCCAUGACGUCAUCAUCGGGCGUCAUCAGCCAGGACGCCGCCUCCACGCCCUCCCCGUGGAAUCAGCACACGACGACGGCCUCCACCACCAAUCAGCAGCAGCCGAGCUCCAAACCUCCGUCCUCCAGCUACCAGAACGCCUCUCAUCCAGCCUCAUCGUCUGCAGGGGCAUCCUCUGGGCUGCCCUACAGCCCCUACCCCAUCUCCCCGCCGAACCCUCCCCCUGCGGCAGCGGCGGCGGCCAUCCCGGCCAACCCACCGUCACAGUUCCCUCCUUACCCAGGUUCAGGCUCGCCCUUCAACCCAACAGGGAGCUACUCCGGCCCAAGGCCCGCUUUUGGGCCUCCAGCCUCAGCCGCCUGUCCUUACCCAACUCAGCCCUCCUUCCCCGCCCCUCACGGAGGCUCAGCGUUCGGCCAGUACACCCCCAACCACCCCCAAAGCGGUCCUGCCCCCUACCCGGCCUCCUACAGCUACGGGGGCUACAGCUACCCAGCAGGGCCCGCCUAUUCCAAUUCUCAGUCGCCAACGGGGAGACCCAUCUACAGACCAGGAUAUGGAGUUCCACAGCAGUACUCUUGAAAGCACUAAAGCUCCUGUCUCUCAGUUCUUCUGAGUUUCCUCCCUCUUUGCUGUUUCACCCUUUUCACUUUCCUCCCUCAGCUCCACUCUCCUGACCCUAACUUCUUCCUUUCUCCUGUGCUCCCACACUCCAGAGGUCUCUUGCUUUACUUCUCUUUGUUGCACUAUUUCUCUCUUUCUCCAAUGGUCUGUCUCUCUUUCCUUUCCCCUUCCAGUGUCAUCCUCACUCGCCCUCACUAGUCUCAGGUUGUUGCGUUGUGUUUAAGUGUUCAAACACUUUAUCCGGCCCUUCAUGCGCUCACUCUUACCUCUCCUUUCAUUUCUAGUGUGUGUAUUGCUCUUUGGCAAUCAGAAAGUCCUUAUAAACACACAAGUGCACUCCCCUUUAUGAAAAAUACGUGACGAAUUCAGUCUUUGUAACACUACGUCAGUGUCAGAUAGCCGACUGAACGAGUCCGUCUGUGGCUCCUGUUGGAAGGUUUGACUUUUAUCACUCACGGGCUCCAACAAAUGGAUUUAAAAUGGAAAAGCAAAUGACUGACACAAAGUAGAACUCUUGUUUAAUGAUUAACGUGCAUGAUUGUGUGGGGUCUGUAACUGGUCGGCAGUGGGAAUCCAGAAUCACAAAGUCACACUUUACUUUCUUUAACCUAAGAAGCUUCUGCUGAUGGCAGUGAUUCGCUUUGCUCCUUUCCUCUGAUUUAAUCCUAACAGGAAGUUAGCUGCAGCUUUGUGUUAGCAUCAGUGUUUCACCACAAACCGGUGCAGUGAAGUUUGUUCUUCACAUUGAUCUUCACAUCGAUCCACUUAUUUUUAUGUUCAUAGUUUUAAAAAAAAAACCUGCGUGGAAAUGCCAAAAAUUUAGAAAAAAUCUUGAAAUAUCAUAGAAGACGUUUUUAGACUUUGUUGUGGAAAAAUUCAUAAAAGCAAUAUGUGACCAAGUGCAAUAGAAACAGAUGAAAAGAACUCCUAAUGUUCAGCAGUGAAUAGAAAUGGGAAUCUACUUGGAUUGUCUUGGAUUGUCUUUGGCAAAUUUUCUCAAAAUUCAUAUAAAAUUUUCCCCUUCAUAUCUGGACCGCUAGCUGUUCGCACUGCUAGUUGGGGAACUACUGUAGCUGGAGCAUGCUAACGCGCUAGCUAGCUGGGAAUCAGAACUGUGAGCUGGGUUUUUUUAGUUUGGGCCACCUGUUAUUUAGUUCUCAGGAUUGUUCAUCAUUUAAGAAAGAGUUACUGAAGAGGAAAAACAGGGAAGAAAACAUAUGUUAGCUAACAGGACGAAGGUGUACGCUGUAACCCAGAGGUGUCCAGCUCAGUUUAGUUCCACAUUCAGCCCAGUUUGAUCUCCAGUGGGCCGGACCUGUUUUACUAUAUGAUCAAAACGACAAAAGUCAGAUAAAAAAAGACAUAAAACCCAACCAAAACAAGACAUAAUAUUGCAAAAAUAAGACACAAAAUGUAAAAAAAGGGACAAAUGACAAAACAAGAGACAAAAAAAUUAGACAUACUAAUUACAAAGCGACAAAAAAAUGGACAAAUGACAAAAAUGAGACAGAAAAACACAAAACGGCAUGCAAAGCAAUGAAUAAAGCAAAACACAAAAUGACAACAAUAAGACAAAAAACACAAGCGAGACACAAAGGAAACACGAAACAACAAAAACAUGAGACAAAUGACAAAAGUCAGACAAAAAAAGACAAAAGCAAAUUUUUAUUAAAGUGAGACAAAAUGACAAAAACAAGACACAAAACACAACAAAAAAAGACAAAAAAUUUGAUCAAAAAAUUACACAGCAACAAAAAAAAUGGACAAAUCCCGAGACAAAAAAAACAAAACGACAAAGACGAGAAACAAAACGAUAGAAACAUAAGACAAAUGACAGAAGUCAGACAAAAAACAGCAAAAACAAGACACAAAGCCACAAAAAAUCUAGUCUAGAAGUGAUUUUAAAUUUAUAGUUUUACUAAUUUACAAUCUGCAGUUAAUGUCUUCUGUGGAAUUUUUACACUUUGAGGGCCGGAUUGGACCCUUUGGAGGGCUGCUUUUGGCCCACGGGCCGCAUGUUGAACACCCCUGUUGUAAACCUUCUCCCAACUACAAACUAUUCCCCUGUUGUCGGUUUGGCUACUGAUAAACCACUUUCUAGGCCCUCCUGUGUCUAAGUCUCCAAAAUAACCCACUGUUCUGAUUCUAAUAAAUGUCAGUGAAGAUUUGAAGAAGCAGCAUUAAAUAUUGUCUUUGCAUCAGGCAGACCCAGAAACAUGAGUUUCCUCUUUGCUCUGGUUUUGGUCCUGAGCUAUUUACUGCUACGUGGAGCAUCGGCAGAGUUUUCUUCACUGAAAACUGCCGUUGUCUUAAAAUACUGUUGCACUGAGAGGAAUAGCAGAACUUGAAAGUGAUUUUUUUUGUGGAUUCAAUACAGCAAGCAGCACCUUUUCCAUUAUGCAUGGUUCUCUGAUGCUCUAAAAAUAGAGGGUGGUGCAGCUUGGAUGAGUCAUGAACAACUCUACUGGUGCAUAUCCCUACCGAGAGGUGUCGCUGUUUCUUUACUGAGACGUUUGUACAUUUUUACAAAAUUUGCUGCUGUCAGAAACAGAUCUUUGACAGAGUAUACAUGACUCAACUUAAACAGCUAAAGGACACAUUAGAUCGCGUAACCCAGGGGUGUCCAACUCAAUUUAGUUCCACAUUCAGCCCAGUUUGAUCUCCAGUUGGCCGGACCAGUUUUACUAUAUGAUCAAAAUGACAUAAGUCAGAUAAAAAAGACAUAGAAACAACAAAAACACGACAAAAUAUUACAAAAAUGAGACACAAAACAUCAAAAAAUGAGACAAACGACACAAAAUUAAACAAAAAGACAAAAAAUUAGACAAGUUACAAAACAACAAAAAAAUGGAUAAAUGACAAACGAGACCAAACAAAACGGCAUGCAUAACAAAGCAAAACAUAAGAUGACAAAAUAAGACAAAAACCACAAGCAAGAAAAAAAGGAAACAGAAAAUGACAAAAAGGUGAGACAAACGACAAAAAUUAGACAAAAUGAGGACAAAAACAAGACAUUACAAAAACGUGACAAAAUGACAAAAAAUCAGAACAAAACAAAGAGGCAAAAAAGUGACAAAGUGAAAAAAAUGGACAAAACGACAAAAACGAUACAAAAAAAUUACACAAAUGACAGAAACGAGACCAAAACUGACAAAAGUGAGAAACUAAACAAAAAAUAGACGACAAAAGAGAGACAAAAAAAACACGAAACGACAUAAACGUGAGACAAACGACAAAAGUCAGAUAAAAUAUGGAUAAAAAAACAACAAAAACAAGACAAAGUAUUUAAAAAAUGAGACACAAAACGACAAAAGAGCACUCUAGUAUUGUACAAACGUAACUCAAUCACUGUAUCAGAGCUGAAGAGCUUUGACCUUAAGGCAUUUUUCCCCUUCAAAUCUCUGGGCUGCCGACAUGUUUGGGGAACUAAAGGGGAUUGGACCAUUUCCAGUGCUAAGAACAGGAAAUAGUUUUUAGUUGGUUAGAAGCGUUAGAUGUGAAAUGUAGACGGUCUAAUGAAGGUGUAGGAGGAGUUCUGUGGUCAAACCCUACCUGAAGACACUGAUGCUUGCCCAAACCUUCGUCGUUGACACGCUAAGUUGAACACACAAACGCGUUAAACAUUUGUCCACUGCAUUCUUCUUGUUCCCCCAGAGACUCAUCCCUUCUUUGUCUUCCCCUUCCUCCCGUCCAUCCCUCUCUUCUGUCCAUCCCUGCUCGUUGAAGACGAACUGAUGAUCCCAGAGGAAAACAGUUUGACUUCCCUUCCAUUCGCACUAUGAGUGAGAAUAAGUGUGGCAUGUGUAGUUUAAUGGAGUGAACAUAUCAAGGCUGGCCGUCAGUUUUGUGUCGAUUCAAUCAAUUCAAAUAAAAUUGCAACUGCAGUGAUGUGA
Molecule: messenger RNA, 5526 nt
Organism: Amphiprion ocellaris (clown anemonefish)
Lineage: Eukaryota; Metazoa; Chordata; Actinopteri; Pomacentridae
Gene: vps37c
Product: VPS37C subunit of ESCRT-I
Exons: 5
Coding region: 512-1591 (359 amino acids)
Biological process (GO): protein targeting to membrane; protein targeting to vacuole; ubiquitin-dependent protein catabolic process via the multivesicular body sorting pathway
Cellular component (GO): ESCRT I complex
Source: RefSeq, a predicted model, not a curated record